AUGGCGACCGCACGGCCUGUGGUGUCCAUCUACAACUUCGAGAACCCCUCGGAGAAGACCGGCACGAUGCCCAUGCCGGUGGUGCUGCAGUCGCCACUGCGGCCUGACCUGGUGCGCGAGGUGCACCGAGACAUGGCCAAGAACAAGAGGCAGGCCUAUGCCGUGAAGCCCAAGGCCGGCUACGACACCGCGGCGGAAUCCUGGUGCACCGGCCGCGCCGUGGCGCGUAUUCCCCGCGCGCCGGGCGGCGGCACUCACCGCGCAGGGCAGGCUGCCUUCGGCAACCAGGCGCGCGGCGGAGGGAUGUUCAACCCGACGACCAUUUGGCGCCGUUGGCAUCGAAGGGUGAACGUCACCAAGAAGCGCCACGCCGUGGCCUGCGCCUUGGCCGCCAGCGCCCUGCCGCCUCUGGUGAUGGCUCGAGGCCACAAGAUCAACCAGGUGGCUGAACUUCCCCUGGUGGUGAGUGAUGGCAUCCAGUCCUUGACCAAGACCAAGCAGGCCAAGGAGGCCUUGAAGAAGCUGGGCUGCGGCGAGGAGCUGCAGAAGGUCAUUGACUCCAAGAGCAUCCGCGCCGGACAGGGCAAGGCACGCAACCGCCGCUACGUGAAGCGUUUGGGCCCAUUGGUGAUCUACAAUGAGGACAACGGCAUCACCCGCGCCAUGCGCAACAUCCCCGGCGUGGAGUGCGCCCACGUGGACCGCCUGAACCUGCUGCGUUUGGCACCGGGAGGCAGCUUCGGGCGCUUCGUGAUCUUCACUGAGGGCGCGUUCAAGAAGCUCUCGGACAUCUAUGGAACCUUGAAGAGCGGCGCCCCCAAGAAGAAGGGCUACACCUUGCCCCGAGCUGCCAUGGCCAACGCGGACCUCGCGCGUAUCAUCAACAGCACUGAGGUGCAGUCCGUGCUGCGGCCCAAGAUGGAGCGAUACACUCACGGCAUCAAGCGCAACGCCUUGAAGAGCAAGGAGCUCAUGGAGGAGCUGAACCCGGGCUCCACGGAGCGCAGGGCCGUGCAGCUGAAGUCCUCCCAGAAGGGCACUCCGGAGUACGAUGAGGUGCAGAAAAAGAAGAAGGCCCGCAUCGAAGAGUCCAAGAAGUACAACAAGGAGCACAAGAAGGGCGAUGAGACUUUCUACAAGACCUUGAUGAAGGCUUUUGAGGCGAAGGCUGCCGCUGAUGCGGCCAAGAAGGCUGCCGAGAAGGCUGACGACGAGGAGGAUGACGCAUGGCCAGGUGCCCUCGCCAAGCAGAAGUUGGCUACCGCAGACCCUUCCUGCUCGGCAGCGCCUGAGUGUGCCAAGCUGAAGUUGCAAGGGAACUGCUGCCCCAACGACGCCGGGGUCAGCUUGGGCUGCUGCCCGGGCGGCGGCAGUGUGGUGCCUGCGCCGGAGGUGGCGAGCGUGGCCAAGGACUCCAAGAGGCUGUGUGAAAACAACCCCGCUUGCGCUGAACUGAACUUGAAGGGCCUGUGCUGCCCCAAUCCUGCGGGUGCGGCCCUAGGCUGCUGCGACUCAGAGAUUGAGAAGCAGGACAUGUUGGGCGCGGGGCCAGCGCCCGAGUUGGCGCCCCCUGCUCUGGAGCCAGGUCCCUUGAUGACUUUCUACCUCUACCGUGUGGACAACGAUCAGAGGUACAAGUUGAACGGCGUGAACAUGGCGAACUUGUUGGGUGAUGUGUGGUAUUUGCACAACGAGGUGGUCUUCAACUGCCCGAGGAAGUUCAACAUCUCUCGCUUGACCCGCUUCAAAGUGUCCUAUCGCGCCACCCGGGAGCUGCGUGGCCAGGAAAAGAACUUCGACCACUUCGUGGCAUUCGACAAGGCCAAGUGCACCGUGCCUGGCUGCAGCCAGCUCCACUGGGAUCCCUUGGGCUACGUCUUGGGCUGCACGAAGAACGACCCUGGCCGUGUGGCGCUGCCUGGUGAGGCGGCCUGGUACUCCUUGCCUGGGACCUGUCCCAGCAAGUUCUACUUCCAGAAGAGUGCCAGCUGCAUCCAGAACGAGCCCGGCGGCCAGUGCAAGGGCAAGGAGGUUACAGGCGCCAGGGAUUGCACCUACACCAUCGAAGAAGCGGGCGAGAUCCCUUUGGAUGACCUCUCAGGCAUCAAGAACUACAACGACGUUUGCGAGAGCACCGGCGUGAGGGAGUACGAUGAGACCACGGACAAGGGCGUUGGCACCAGCUUCUGGAACGGAGCCUGGGCCCAGAAAGGCGGACCCCAAGAAGGGCAAGCACCGUGUGAAGCAUAUCACGAGGCUCUUUGCCAAGCGCUUCCCCCAGUUCCCUGCGGAGUUGCCGGACCCCACCUGUGA
Messenger RNA from Durusdinium trenchii, 2313 nucleotides. The record is from the annotation of a GenBank genome assembly. NCBI's taxonomy places the organism in Eukaryota, Dinophyceae, Suessiales, Symbiodiniaceae.